GUUGAGACCGUCUUCCAUGAAUUUGGCCAUGCCCUUCAGCAUAUGUUAACCAAGCAAGAUGAGGGGCUUGUUUCUGGCUCUAAAGGGAUAGAAUGGGAUGCUGUUGAAUUACCUUCUCAGUUUAUGGAAAAUUGGUGUUACCAAAGGGAUACUUUAAUGAGCAUUGCCAAGCACUAUGAAACUGGAGAGUGUCUGCCUGAAGAAGUAUGUUCAAAGCUCCUUUCAGCAAGGACUUUUCGUGCAGGUUCAGAGCUCCUUCGUCAGCUACGCUUUGCUAGUGUAGAUAUGGAGCUCCAUACAAACUAUAUUCCAGGUGGAUCAGAAACUGUCUAUGACAUUGAUCAAAGAGUGGGUAGAAGGACGCAUGCAAUCCCCUUGCUACCAGAGGAUAGGUUCCUAUGUAGUUUGAGCCAUAUAUUUUCAGAUCAAUAUGCAGCUGGAUACUACAGCUACCAGUGGGCAGAGGUGUUAUCUUUUGAUGCCUUUUCAGCAUUUGAGGAGGCUGGCUUGGAUAAUGAUACGGUUAUUAGAGAAAAGGGCCUGAAAUUUCGAGACACUGUACUUGCUUUUGGUGGUGGAAAAUCACCCCUUGAGGUUUUCAUUGAGUUUCGAGGGCGUGAACCUUCACCAGAGGCAAUGCUCAGAUACAAUGGUCUACUACAAUCUUCAGCUGCUACCAAAGUGUAAGCGAGAAAUACCAUUUGGUAAACUGCUAUAAGACUGAGAUGCUGUGGUAGUGAAAAUAAGUGGUUGAUUAUUAUUUUUUACAAGCCCUUGCUGAUCCAAGGCUGAUAUUUAUUGUCAUGUCAUUCCAGAUCUCGGUUGUAUAGCAGUUGCAUUAACAGUUAUAAAUAAAUAAGCUUCAUAUA
Messenger RNA from Corylus avellana, 869 nucleotides. The record is from RefSeq and is a predicted model, not a curated record. NCBI's taxonomy places the organism in Eukaryota, Viridiplantae, Streptophyta, Magnoliopsida, Fagales, Betulaceae.